Ceratina calcarata is the source of this 10205-nucleotide messenger RNA. It is a transcript of the gene enok, whose product is annotated as histone acetyltransferase enoki mushroom. The record is from RefSeq and is a predicted model, not a curated record. The transcript has 6 exons. Gene Ontology annotation, molecular function: histone H3 acetyltransferase activity; transcription coregulator activity; chromatin binding. Gene Ontology annotation, cellular component: nucleus; chromatin; MOZ/MORF histone acetyltransferase complex. Bases 624 to 8300 code for a protein of 2558 amino acids. Lineage: Eukaryota; Metazoa; Arthropoda; Insecta; Hymenoptera; Apidae. Gene Ontology annotation, biological process: regulation of transcription by RNA polymerase II; nucleosome assembly.
CUUGCGAGGAGAACCAUGCGAAUCAUCACCAGACGCAUACGGGCCAGCGGGUCGGGCCGCCAGCUCGUGAAAGAGUGAGAGGGAGAGAGAGUUAGUGUGUAAUUGAGUGCAAAAGAGAGGGAGAUAAUCUUCUGUACUCGGUGUUUCUCCUCGAUUCAUCUUAACGCAUCUGUUUCCAAUUAUGCGGAAACAGGUGGAUGUUGUAAUGGCAUGGAUCGGCCGCGCGUUUCCUUGCAAAGCUGUAGGCCACGAUGUUGCCGUGGAACCGUCGUUCUUGGGCGCGAAAAAAUUGUGCGAAACAGCCAAGAGUUGACCGUACCUACCCAAGAUGGCUGCCCGUCGGGCUUCGAGAAACUUGUGUCCUCGCUGUCUAUCUCGACACAAUCAGCAUAAGAAGAGCACGGAGUGACCUUCGGGGAGAAAUGUGAAGGAGCCACUGCGUGAAUUUUACAAGGCAAAGUCACAGAAUGUGAGUGUCGCAAGUAUUGCUCGCAAGAAACCGAUCUGGAGACGGUCGAGCGUCGUUCAUCGGGUGUAAAAUAACCUGGCCUGGUACGUGAUCGUCGCCGCCGGUGCCGCCGCUGCCGCCGCUUCUGUCGGCAGACGGCCGACGGAGACAAGAAAUGGACGAACCUGAGACCGCCGAGACAUGGUCAGCUUGGUUCCUGGAUGCGAUUCGGAAGAUACGCACCCAGAAACAGAGACCGAGUGUCGAGCGGAUAUGCCACGCUAUCAGGCAGCAUCAUAAUUAUCACGAGGAAGAGAUAGCCGAACAUCUGGAGAUCGCUGUCAAACGUGGCGAUGUGCUCAAGAUUUUUAAUAAAGGACAAUCUUCGUACAAGGACCCCUGCGGCUUUCAGACGAGACCGCUCAGAGUCUCUAAGAGUACCGAUCUCAGUAAAGUACUGGGCAAAGCUGUCCGAGAAUUGGGUGAAAGAGAGGGUUCGACUCUGAAAACCAUCGAGAAAUAUCUCAGGCAGAGUCACACGGUAGAAGAGCAAGCAGAGGGUGAUUUGAGAACAGCGCUCAAACUAGCAGCUAAAAGGGCAAUUGAUCGAGGACUCGUGAUCCAGGAUGGCAACUUCUUCCGGCAACCGGACAGGCCACCUUCUCUCAAAAAGCACGGGGAAACCGUUACUGGUUCUCCAGAGCCUCUUGCUCCUAAGCUCCCAGCGCCGUUACCAAUAUGCCGAGAAUGUUUAGGAGCGACGCUAGCCGGGAACAAUAACAAUGCGAAAAAGACCGUGAACGAGAAACUGAGCAGGUGCAGUGUGUGUGGCGCGGCUUUGCACAAUUCUUGUGCACCCCCAGAACUUUCGAUCCUCGUUGACAGAGGAAUAACAUGGUCUUGCGACGACUGUUCUCCGACGUGUGCUGGUUGUCAGUUGGAACGGGAAUCUCAAAACUAUCUGGUGAAAUGCGCGGGUUGCGUGAAGUGUUAUCAUCCCACUUGUUUAGACCCUGUCCUUGAUAAAAAGAAUAAAACUCCCUGGAGGUGUCGGCACUGUCAGACGGCGCAUUUACCCGUUUCGAAGGAUGACAGUAAAAGGAGCAAGACUCAAGAUACAUCGAGUUCUCUCGAUGACACGCCGAGCAGUGCGAGGAAGAGACUCAGCAAGUUACGUGAAAAUAGAAAAUCGACAGUGUCCAGAAAGAGCUUGGCGAUUGCAACACCGAGUAGAAAAAGCGGCGCAGGAGUGGCUCAGGUGGACAGCAGCUCGGACGGUAAUGCGGGUGUUGUCUCCCCUCGUCAACCACCUUUAAUUUCCUCUCCUUUACCACAACCCCCCACCCCACUCGCAGGCCAGGGUAGGCUACUCGAGGAAAAGAACGAUAGGAUCUCCAAAGAGAAGCAAAAGUUCUUUAGGCUUAGUGCGUUUAACGCGGAGCACAAUAAGCUGAAGCGGGUGGGGGGCGGUGAUAAAUUGAAAUGUUCGCAAAACAUUAGUCCUAGGUUGACUCGGGGUAACGUGAACCAGAAACUCCCGGUAUCCGGUAAAAAAGUACCGCUAGUGUCUAGCAGUAGCAGUAGCAGUGACGCGACCGAUAGCGAUUCCUCCGACGACACCAGUGAUACGACCGGCGAUAACGACGAGGACGGUGAAGAAGAGGAGGUGGAGAGGGUGAAAGAAGAUGAUAACAGUUCUGGCGAUUCGAGCAACUCGUCCUCUACGGAAGACGAACAGAAUGUUCCCGUCAGGAACCGAGGCCGUAAUAGAAAUCGUAAUUGUCAAGAGAAUCAUCAUGUUAACUCUCCGAAACCGAGGGGUCUAUUCGCUUGUGGUAUAAACGAAGAUAAACCAUGGGGUUUCGCUGCUGCCGCGGUCAAGCUCCACAUGGUGUCACCCUUUUUUAGUAAUAUAACUAAUACGUUUGGGCCGCAGUUACCUAAACUUGAUGUGAGCGGUACACCGACGUUCAGUUUGCCUGUGCAACCUACUGCCAACUCGGUAGAUGCUAAGAAGAAACAAAAAAAUGACUCUACUAGUUCAGAUAACAAAGUGAAACCUGGUUCCGGUCAAUUAAAAGGUCUGUACGACGGUUUGAGUCACUUCUUUUCAGUACCUACUAGUACCAGAACAAGGUCUAGUGCGCCAACGCCUAAUUACGCGCCCGAUAGGAGAAAACGGCCUAACACGGACGAUGCAAGUCGAAACAAGACGAGUAAAAUAAUGAGAGAAGCGCAGAAUAAUAAGAGGAACAGUGCUAUAACCGGUCUAGGGAAAUCGAAAGAACAGAAGAGAAAAAUAGAAACGAGCAAUGAUGUGCCGAGAGUGCCUCGACCUGGGAUUUUCACACCUUCUGAUGAAACAUUGUUCAGUUCUCUUAAUGAGAAACUACCGAAAAUGACACCAUCGAAUUUGGUGAAGACCGCAGUGAACAGUAAAAGGCAUGAACAAGAGAGGAGGAAACUUAUGAAAGACGACUCGACGUUAGUGAAAUUCGCGGCAGAUGCGGCGGUCCCAGCAUCACCAUCGCCUUUACCGUUACAGUUACCAUUGCAAUUACCAUUACCGUUCUCGUUGUCGUCGUCGUCAUCAUCGUCGUCGUCGUCUUCGUCGUCUUCGUCAUCGUCUUCGCCGUCGCGAUCGAGAUCGUCGUCGCCUUCACCGUCUUCGUCGCCGUCGCCGUCGCCUUCGCCGGCUUUCAGGCACGAUCUCUCCUCGCGAAAGAGAAACACACUUGUAGAAGCGAAUCAGACACGCCACCCUGUGCCCGCUGUUUCAAAGUCCAGCCACAGUUCCGAUUCCGUCAAGUCAAUUCCUAGCCAAAAGUCCAAUCCACGAGCCUGUACUAGCGCCACCACCACCAACACCACCACGACACCCCGCGCGACACCCUGCUCCACCAGGAAGGAGGAACCGAUUCUGCCUCAAACUUUACCACCAGGAGUUACUCAAAAGGAUGUUGACCUUUUCAAGGAAGCUCGAGACAGAGCAGCUCGGUUAACCGCUGUUAGCGGUGACGAAGAAGAUACCGGUCUGACCGUCAAUUCGGGAAAUACGACCAACUUAGGCAGUGGCGUUAGGAAUCCCGCGGCUAUAGUCUUCGGCCGAUACGAGGUCGAGACGUGGUACUCGAGCCCUUUCCCGCAGGAGUACGCAAGAUUACCAAAACUAUUCUUCUGUGAAUUCUGUUUAAAAUAUACAAAGAGUCGAGCCGUGCUUGACAGGCACAUGGAUAAAUGCCAGUGGAGGCAUCCACCGGCUACCGAAAUCUAUAGGUGUAAUGGACUCUCCGUUUUCGAGAUUGACGGCAAUGUAAACAAAAUCUAUUGUCAAAAUUUGUGUUUAUUAGCGAAAUUGUUUUUGGAUCAUAAGACACUAUAUUACGACGUGGAGCCGUUUUUGUUUUACGCUGUAACGAAAAACGACAAGUACGGCUGUCAUUUGGUGGGUUACUUCAGCAAAGAGAAACAUUGUCCCGCACAGAGGUACAAUGUGUCGUGUAUCAUGACUUUGCCACAGUAUCAGAGGCAAGGAUUCGGUAGGUUUCUGAUCGAAUUUAGUUACCUUCUGUCGAAAGUGGAAGGCAUUCCGGGCACGCCGGAAAAGCCUCUUUCCGAUCUCGGCCGGGUAUCGUAUCAUUCGUUCUGGAAAAGCGUUGUACUCGAAUACUUAGACGCCCAUAGGAAUGCCAUCGAAAUCGAGUUUGCCGACAUAACGAAGGAGACCGGUGUAUCAGCUCAUGACAUCGCGACGGCGAUGCAAUUGCUGGGAUUCAUUAGGUCCGUUCACCUACCCGGGGAAGGGAACUCUAAGGUGGCUGUAGUGGUCGAUUGGAGUAAAGUUGACGCUCAUAUGGCGAAGAUACGGAAGAGUUCUCGUAUCAGAUUAGACCCCGAUUGUCUCAGAUGGAUUCCGUUGCUCACACAAAUACCUAAUCCUUAUCAAAGUCCUGAAGAGAGCGGUGAUACCAGCUCCGAGUCUUCUCCUGUGGUAGAACCGAAGCACGUGCCAGCGAUUGUCGAGAAAAUUCAGAAGGUCAAAAUAAAGAAGAAGCCGAGAGGAAGGAAGGUGGCGCAGAGGAGAUCGUCACCAUUGAAGCAAAAGACCGUUCAGAAGUCUCCGGCACAAAAAGAUGCGAUUCCCAAAGAAGCGAAGAAUAUGAAGGACUCAAGAGAAUCAAAGGGGACGAAAGAGUCUGAGAAAGAAAGCCGAAAUGUUGCGUUAGGAAAUGCUAAAGAGCCGAUGGAAAUAGAGUCGAAGAACGUUUCGACGCCCAGGCAUUCUCGGGCAAUAGCCGCUUCAAAAAACGCAAAUUCAACGAAAGGAACAUCGUCGGCAUCGGCAUCCGCGGCAGUGACGCCUGCUACGACAACGAUGUCUAGGAGAAGAAUUAGAAUACCUAAGACACUUGCUGGCAGUGAGUCGGUAACGACAACUGCGACGGUAACAGCUACGACGCCGUUGCGUAAACGAAAACAUUCCGAAAAGACUGAAGAAGAUAAGGAGGAGAAGUCGGAAGUUAGUUCUAGGAAACGGACUCGUGAAUCGUUGCGAGAAAAAGAGAAGGAUAAGGAAAAAGAGAAACCGAAAGAACGCGAUAAGACGAGAGACAAGGACGGUUCCCUUAAAGACAGUGACAGCAUAAGCGAAACGGAAAAAUCGUUUUCUAAAGUCGGAGACUCGAGUCUGUCCUCGGUCGUGCAAAGACCCGCGAAGAAACAAUGCAAAGUGGACGAUAUCUUGUUGAAAGUAACCAGUCGACAAACUAAGUACUUACAAACGAAACAAGCGAAGGAAAAGAAGAAUUUAGAGCAAAAUCAAUGUAACGGUAAAGAAGAAACAACGAAGGAAGUUAAAAAUUCACUUGUAUCUUCGAGACGAGGAAGAGCGAAAGUCGAGAAGGAUACUUCAAAGAUGUCGCAGGUGAAGACCGAGAACUCAGCGAAAGAUCGAGUGGAAACUUCUGUGAUAAUUACACCAUCUUUGUCUCUGUCGUCGAGUUCUGAGAAAACCAUGUCUUCUUCGGCGAAUAAACGACAGUCGUCGCCCGUUUCGGAACAACUCGUUGCUAAGGAAAAAGAGAAUAAUAAUUUAAUGGAAACCAUUGAGAACAACAGUAUUACGGAAGAUAACAAUGUUGGUGACAGUAGCGGUGCUGGCAGUGCCGACGACGGUCAAGAAUCGAGCGUACUUCAAGAAACAGAAGUGACAACGACUGCUAGCCCGGGUGAGUACGAGGGGGGAGACGAAGACGAAGGUGAAGAUGAAGUACCUGCGCCGAGGCCGAAAUCUGUGUUACAAUGUUCGAGUACCGCAAGAAUCGAUUCAAACAAAGAAACCGAAAAAGUGGAGGAUGAUACGGGAAAGAAGAAACUCGAAGACAACGACGCGAUUGUUGUAGAAAAACCGAAACCAGACUUUACGCCUGAAGCGAAAGAACGAGAUAGAUGUGAAGAGGGAGGUGACGGAGAGAGGAGAGAAAGUGCGAAGGAACAUGAACAAGAAGAGAAGGAACGGAACGAGGUCGCAAAGAGGCAGUGUGAUAAAGAUUCGGUAAUAGAAAAAGCAAUUUGCAGUCCGGAAACGUCUAAAUUGGUACCUGAACUUUCUUUAGCUAAAGAAGAAGAAAUCGAUAAAUUGAAAACUGUUACUCAAGAUGUAGAUAGCUGUAAGGAACCCGAUGGAAUUUCCGAGAGGUUGUUCACGAAGAAUUCCAAGGAGGAGUUAACGAGGCCAAAGAUAGACACAUCUUCUACGACGCUUGCAGAUAAAAAGGAAGCAUCGUCUACUAUUUCGAAUAUCGCAUCACCUGAAACGGGGCCACUCACACCUCAAGAAAAAGUUCUACCUAUUAUCGAGCAACAGGAUACUAACAUUCAUCUCCAAAUGCAUUCCGAAGAAUUGAAGCAAAAUUCGCCUGAGAGUGGUAAGACGACACCGCAUUUGGAUAAUCCUGGCUCAGUGAAGAGGACACCUCCUUCACAACCGGACUUACCAUCCAUGGGAGUUUACACUCCCGACUCAACAACGAAUUCGGUGCACUCUUUGCAUUACAGUCAAUGUGAUUUGGAUGUCAGUCAAUUAGGCCUGGAAUCGCCUACAUCGAUCGCUAGCGAUCUUGCGUCGCAAAAUAGUGUCGAGCGACCGCCUAGUGCGUUACCAUCUAUGCCACCCUCCGUUACCGUUCCAAUUCCAGUGUCCAUGCAAAUGACUACACCGGUAACGUCAGUCGCCGUGAACAUACCGCCGCAAGUGCCAUACGGCGAUUGUUCGAUGCCCCAGCACACUCCGUCGACUCACGUCACCAUCCAUCCGAUGCAUCAACCGCACACACCUCAGCCUCUUCAGCAGCCACGGACACCGCAAUCGCAUACGCCUCAGAGUAUGCAGACGCACAGUCCUCAGCCUCUUCCACAAAGUCACACGCCACAGCCGUUACCUCAGUCUCAUACACCGCAACCCCUUUCUCAAUCGCAUACACCACAAAGUAUAUCAACGCUAAGUCCACAACCGAUGCCUCAAAGUCACACGCCGCAACCUCUACCACCGUCCCACACGCCGCAACCGAUGCAGUUGUCUCUCGGCCAACAAAAUCAAUCUAUGUCACACAGUCAGUCGCAGCAGCAGCAGCAGCAACAACAGCAGCAGCAACAACAGCAGCAACAGCAGUCCCAAGCACAGCAACAACCGCAACAGCAGUCUACGCAUCAACAGCAGCAACAGACGCAGUCUCAUAGUAAUAAAAGAGCGAGUGGUUCACAAACGACUCACAGAUCCAGAUCCGCGCAACAGAGCAGCAGGUCGCAUCGAGCGACCCCACCCACAUCCCAUGCUCAGUCUUCUUCACAGCAUACGACCUCGCAUACGAGCCACACGACUUCCCACUCGAGUCAUACGACAGUUGCACACACGACGCACGUACCGCCUCAGUAUCAACAAUCUCCGUCGAUGAGCGUGCCGCCCGUAGCUCAUCCGCAUUCUCAUACGCACGCUGCUCAUUCCCAUAACAUGGCUGUUAUCUCGCAGGGGAACUACAUGACCGUUGCUUCUCAAGCCUUUCCGACACAGAACACGUACGUGAUUCAACAUAGAAGCAGCAGAUCCGGUGCUCCCACCGCGUGCACAACGGCGACGAACUUUUACAUCCAGACAAGUGCGAUGCCACCCCAUUCGCAUACACCCGCGCCUCCUUUAUCAGCCUCAGGGAAUCACCAAACCACGAAUUCGUGUAGCCUAGCAAAACUACAGCAACUGACAAACGGGCUAGAGAUGAUACCGCCUACGCCUCCACCGGCGAUGAAUUUAACACCACCGCCUCCUAUACCGCAUACGAUGACACCACCACAAACAUCGAGGCAGUUGCCGACACCGCCUCAAGUACCUUUGGGAUAUCCGAAGAAUUACUACAACGUAAACACGGUACCGCCUACUACUCCCGGACCGCCCAGCAGAUCGACCUCGAGGUCGUCGGCGAAUGCGAACAUGACAUCUUUGACGCAGCCGUAUCCGAGUGAGAGCCUGUACAGACAAACUCUCGAUCCUGGAAGUACCUGCCCUCAAAUGCAGACAGCCGCCAGCAGGGUCAGCCCCAACGUGGCGUUGAACACGAAUCUCAUGGCUCAGUAUGGUUAUCGGGUGGCACAACCCGCUACCGGCUAUAUGAAUCAAGCUGCACAACUCGGUGGCUUCAUGAACCAAGCUAGCCAGUUGCCCGUUGGGGUUGUCAAUGUAUCUGCACCGUAUCCUCAGGAUCCUCAUCAACAGAAUCCCGCUGCGGUGUACACGACGUACCAUGGUUACAUAAACGGAGGUCUGAUGCAGCCUUUGAAUAGUUCGAUGAGGCCGCGUUAGUCACACAACACACACCUAAGCGCACAUUCUUUUACCUACUGCAGUAACGAAACCCUAAAAUAAACGAGGAGUUUCAACAUGCUUUGAUGGUUCGCUGGUAAGCAAUGAUAGUCUUACAAGUUAAUAAUCUUUUCAACUCAAUUCCUUGAGAAUCCUGCUAUCCGCUAUCCAGAGAAUUUGUAUCAUUUCCUUUGCGUUCGCUACCGUUCGUAGUCUUCUUGACGAAUGUUUCAGAUAUCGCUUCUCUUUUACUUGAAAAUUUUUACAAUAUUGACUUAUCCUUCUUCCUGCUGCAAUCUAAUCCGUUCGCUUACGAAACUCCACAAAAGUCCAGAGCGAUUAUGAAAAUCGAACGGCUGGUAUUAAAUGGAUUCAUUCUUAACAUAUUGAACACGGAGAUGGAUGAAUUCGCGUGUGUUUGUGUGCGUGUUCACGCGUGUUUAUGAAAGAGAAGAGGAGCAUAUGUGUACGUAUAAAAAACAAUCAUAAAAUCGAAUAAAUCGAGGAACUCGGGUUCGUAAAUUGUGCAUUUAAAACGAUUAAAUAACUUAUCUAGGUGUUGAUCCGUCGAUAGAUGGAUUAUACAUACAUAUGUACGUGCUUGUGAGUACGCAAACGUGCAUACGUAAACGCAUAGACGCACAUGUGUAUGUAUGUAAAUGAUUGUAUAUACAAUGUUGGAGUCAAUCCACGAUCGACAAAUUGGAUACCUAUUUUUAGUAGGGCAUUCCCAUCCGAAAUUACAGCGGUGUUAAGUUUUUGUACCAUGGUAUACAUGUGUGUAUGUAUACUGUGAUACGUGUAUAUUAUACGUAUAUGUAUGUAUAUAUUAUAUACAUGUGCGCGCGCGUGUACUACACGACACUUACAAAGAAUAUUCUGUUUGAUAUUAUCGAUUGUUGAACGUUGUUGUUUACGUUUCCUUCGAGGCACGCUGUACUUUACUGUAUCAUAAAAAUACUUGUACUACUAUUACGGUAAUGAUAAUUAUACUAAUGCAAAUUAAUUGAUAUGAAUGGCCAACUCGUUCAUUCUCAUUGAUUGAUCGCGCUUCUCGUUAAUGUCCCCUCAGAAGGUACUCUCGUCGAUGGCGGAAAUCGUCGUCAUUAUUAUUGUAUUUCUUACUGCUGAUAGAAUUAUGACUAUUACAUCUAUUAUUAUCAUUGUUAUUAUUAUUACAAUCAUCGCCAUUAUCAUUUUUAUUAUUAAUAUUAUUAUUAAUAUCCUCAUUAUUAUUGUUUCCACCAUUAUCGUAUCCUUCAUCAUUGUCGUCGUCGUCGUCAUCUUCAUCAUUUUCUCCGAGAUCAGUAUAGAAUUACGUUUUUCUCCAGUCCCAAUGCCCCUCAGUUACAUACGUGCACAGAUAUGCGGAAAGUAGGUGUGUAUGCAAAAGCGUACAUAUAUACGAUACACUUAUUAUCCAUUCUUCACUUUCUACUGUAUGAAAAUGUUUUUAUUUUCUAUUAUUGUGAGCGAGAGGGCACAUGUUAGUUUCGAAAAGAAUGAUGCGUAAAAAAAGAAAGCUCUUCCACGGAGCGUCGUGAAAAUUACCCUGAAAUUAUUUUUUGUAUGGAAUUAAAAAAAGAAGACGAGUAUCUUGAAUCCUUCGUCUUCUUUCAUGGGAAAUAUAAAAUGGUGCUCGUUCGUGUACGUUCAAUUGUAAUUUCCCUCGUGUGCACGACGCUUCGAGGAACGAUCGCGAACAAAUAAUAUAUUUAUAGUAACGUUACGAAUUUAAUUUUUUCAGACGAGACUAUAAGUGCGAGAGGCAAACACGUUUGCCUGGUUUUUAGCGUAAUUCUUAAACGAUAAAAAAGAUCAUUGAUAGUGUAAAAAUACAUCAAUAUUUAUUGUACAUAGAGCUAAGAAAAAACUACUAACAAAUAAAAAGGAAUCAAAAAUAAA